CCGGAAGCGUCGGCCGUGGCUGGCGAAGACGGAGGGGUCGAGGGGGACGUCUGCCCAUCGCGGUCCCCUCCGCCGAGCCUCCGUCGGGCGGAAGGUCCGCAGAAGCUUGUGGGAAGGUGGCUUUUUUCAUUAUGUGUGCGUCAGUCAAAUACAACACUCGGGGUCCAGCCCUCAUCCCAAGAAUGAAGACCAAACAUCGCAUCUACUACAUUGCUCUAUUUUCUGUUGUGCUACUGGGGUUAAUUGCCACUGGCAUGUUCCAGUUCUGGCCUCACUCCAUUGAGUCCUCAAAUGAAUGGACCCUUGAGAAGCGCAGCAUUCAUGAUGUACCUAUAAUCAAGAUUCCUACAGACAGUGCCAUUCCAGAACGGGGAGAUCUUAGUUGCAGGAUGCACACAUGUUUUGAUGUUUAUCGCUGUGGCUUCAAUCCGAAGAAUAAGAUCAAAGUCUAUAUUUAUUCCCUAAAGAAGUAUAUGGAUGAAUACAACAUGCCAGUCAGUCACACCAUUUCCAAGGAAUACAAUGAACUAUUAACUGCUAUUUCUGAUAGUGACUUUUACACAGAUGACAUCAAUCGUGCUUGUCUAUUUGUACCAUCCAUUGAUGUUCUCAACCAGAACACACUGCGUAUCAAGGAAACCGCUCAGGCUUUGGCACAAUUAUCCCGUUGGGAUAGAGGCACCAAUCAUCUCUUGUUCAAUAUGUUGCCUGGAGGACCACCUGACUAUAACACAGCAUUAGAUGUUCCAAGGGACAGAGCUCUUUUGGCAGGAGGUGGUUUUUCUACAUGGACCUAUCGGCAAGGAUAUGAUGUCAGUAUUCCAGUUUAUAGUCCCCUAUCUGCAGAAGUACAACUGCUAAAUAAAGGACAAGGUCUCCGCAGAUAUUUUCUCCUCUCCUCCCAAAUUGCUCUUCAUCCUGAAUACCGUUCAGAACUGGAGGCUCUUCAAGCAGAGAAUACAGAAUCUGUGCUAAUCUUGGACAAGUGUACCAACCUUUCAGAGGGAAUUCCAUUUAUUCGAAAACGUUGCCAUAAAAACCUGAUGUUUGAUUACCCUCAGGUCCUUCAGGAAGCCACAUUCUGUAUUGUUCUGCGGGGAGCACGUUUAGGACAAUCUGUUUUGAGUGAUGUUCUUCAGGCUGGUUGCAUCCCUGUUGUCAUAGCGGAUUCUUAUGUUCUUCCUUUCUCUGAAGUUUUGGACUGGAAGAGAGCUUCUGUGGUGAUACCUGAGGAGAAGAUGCCUGAGCUGUACAAUAUCCUACAGAGCAUACCCCAGCGGCAGAUUGAAGAGAUGCAGAGACAGGCAAGGUGGUUCUGGGAAGCUUACUUUCAAUCAAUGAAAGCUAUUGCUAUGGCAACUCUUAAGAUUAUCAAUGACCGAAUCUAUCCGUAUGCUGCCACAUCAUAUGAAGAAUGGAAUGAUCCCCCAGAAAUUAAAUGGAGCAGUGUAAGCAAUCCACUGUUUCUCCCAUUGAUCCCACCUCAGUCACAAGGCUUCACUGCUAUUGUCUUGACAUAUGAUCGUGUUGAAAGUCUCUUUCGAGUGAUCACUGAAGUUUCAAAGGUUCCAAGUCUUUCCAAAUUGUUAGUUGUUUGGAACAAUCAGAAUAAAGUUCCACCAGAAGAAACUGUUUGGCCUAAAGUUCGAGUUCCAUUAACAGUUGUACGAACCACAGAAAAUAAACUGAGUAAUCGAUUCUUCCCCUAUGCUGAGAUUGAAACAGAGGCUGUGUUAGCCAUUGAUGAUGAUAUCAUCAUGUUGACCUCGGAUGAGCUGCAGUUUGGCUAUGAGGUGUGGAGAGAGUUCCCUGACAGAUUAGUUGGCUAUCCUGGCCGCCUGCAUUUGUGGGACCAUGAAACAAGUAAAUGGAAGUAUGAAUCAGAGUGGACCAAUGAAGUCUCAAUGGUGCUAACAGGGGCAGCCUUUUAUCACAAGUAUUUUAAUUACUUAUAUACAUAUAAAAUGCCCGGGGACAUCAAAAACUGGGUGGAUGCACAUAUGAAUUGUGAAGACAUUGCCAUGAAUUUUCUAGUGGCCAAUGUAACUGGGAAAGCGGUUAUUAAGGUGACACCCAGAAAGAAAUUCAAAUGUCCAGAAUGCACAGCCAUCGAUGGGUUAUCCUUAGAUCAGACACACAUGGUAGAAAGGUCCGAAUGCAUUAACAAAUUUGCCUCUGUCUUUGGGACCAUGCCUCUGAAAGUGGUGGAGCACCGGGCCGAUCCAGUCUUGUACAAAGAUGACUUUCCCGAAAAGCUGAAGAGCUUUCCUAACAUUGGAAGCUUGUGAAGAGCAGCCAUGAGUGAAGUUGGCAAAUUGGAAUCCAGCACCCCAGGCAGCAGCUGAUGCUAGGAAAAAUCUUCGGGACUGAAAGAAUCAUGCCAGGGAGCAUUACAGAGAGAGGUCACAAAAAAAAUAACGCUUUGUUCCUGAAAAGCUUUUCAACAGAGAGUAAAACUCAGUGGAAAAAGAAGCAAUGGAGGUGAAUUGCUGCAUUGGUCUACUGAAAUGUUUGUUGGCUGUAUAAAAAUUGUGUGUAUACGAAUAUACACAAUGCAAAGUUUUUGAUCACACAGCAAAAAAUAUUUCUUCUCUAAGGGCUGCUAGUUACCACAUCUCUUGUUGGUCCAUUUUCAGACUGCCUUCUAGAUUUGCUGCCCAGAUGCCCUCUUUGGCUGGUGUGCAAGACCUGCUUUAGCAUCUUUUCAAAUACAUUGUAAGCAUUAAUUCUGCCAUAGAAUUGGCAGAAAAUGUGUAUUGAUGUUGGGUUCAUUUUUAACGUUACAAGAUAAUUGAAGUUGAAUAAAGCAGCAGUUCUUAUUUUUCUUUUUAUUAAGGUAUCUAGUUGUUAGUAAAUGAACACAUUUCAUGUUUUCUAUUAUUUCUGCUGAACAGAAUCCUGAAUAGGAUUAGACUGCAUUUUUAACUAUAUAGAAUGACUAUUCCAUUCUUAGCCUAUUUUGAUAUUUCAAUCUGCUUUCCAUACCAUAUUGGGAUGGUUUUCAAUUGACCAAUCAUUAAUUAGGAAUACAUAAAAAUGCCUUCUGUACUUUGGAGCUCUUGAUAAAAAAUACUGAGCUCAACACUAAUUUUUUUUUUUUGAAAGGUGCUAUACAUGACAAUUUGAAUUGUGUAAUUGUGCAAUAGAUUAAUGAUUCAUAGAAAGCAAUUUAUCAUCUUCCGAAACAAUUUACAUCCUGAUGUGUAUAACUCAUUAUCACAAAAUAAUGAAUAUCUAUCAUGUAAGCAAUUGAUGCUGAAGUAAGCAUAAAGAACAUGCACUAGGGAAUGAGAGUGACACCUUUGCGUUUCAAGUCUGUUUCACAAAAUAAAAGCAACUUUACUGUCAAUUUGAAAUCAUAAGAACCCUGCGUGAAGAAAUUUUAAAUCUUUCUUCUCCGGGCUGAAAAUUGUUUAACUGAAAAACCAUUAACAGGGAAGAUUAAGAAUAAUUAUUUCUUUGUUGCUUAAAUCUUAAUAAAAAUAUUCACUAACCUAAGAUAGCUGAUCAGUAUCUGCAGUAGGUAUCAGUUCUCUUUGCAUCAGCACUGUGAUAUUCCAGUUAGGUGCAAUGUGGAAUGUUAACAUAUUUUUGCAAGCCCUGUUUGAGUUUUUAGUGACUACUCAGUCUGUAAUUUCAACUCCUUAGAUGCAGAUUCUGCUGACAAGUAGGAAAUUUCUUCACUUAAGUCUGAAAGAGGAAAAAAUAUAUAGAUUUUUAAAUAUAAAUUAUAGUAAAAUCAUAAAAUGCAAGAAGUACUGCAUUACCAAGAUCUAGAGCAUCCUGGUAAAAUAUUCUUACUGCCAUGAUAACACAGAUAGAACACAAAAUUUGGGGGUGGCAGCCACAGCAUUUCUGAUUCAUCUGCUCAGGGAAAAUACAAAACAAAUUGUCUCAAUACUAAUACUCAAUACUAAAAUACUGGACCUAAAUUACAGCACCUCCAUUAUUUUAAAUUUGACAUUAAAUAAACUGUGGUAUUGAUUGGAAUGUCAGGACUUUUCUUCUACAGUACAUGUUUGAGUGCUCUUCUGAGGAGGCCUCUCUUCUGAGUAGAAGUCAUCUCUGACUUUUAUUCCUCCAUCAUCUAAAUUCUUUAUACAAAUUCUUCAAUUAAGUUGCUUCUGCCAUGGGAGCAGGCUUCUUUGGGGCAGCCAAGGCAAAGUUGGUUUGUUUUGCUUGUCCUCAUUCUUCAGUAACUAAUUGAAUGUGUGAAGGAGGUUUUACCCUGCUGUGAAAUGUUAUUAAUGAUAUUAAGAAUUAAGCUCAACUAUCUCGGCGUGUAUAAUUUAUAUGCUGAUUGAUUUUGAUGGUUGUAAACCUCUUUACAUUUCCUUCCUAAGAAUGCAGGUAAGAGUUCCUUAAAUAUCUGUCCUGUUCUCCAGCUGUGAAAGUGCAGUAUGGAUGUCUCUUAUUUUAAAUCUGAUUCUAUUAAUUGCUUCCAGUGUUUGAAGCUGAAGCUCAGAUUGCACUUGAUUCUUGUCCCCUGUUGUUUCUGUGGGCUCAGGGCUGCACAGCUGAUUUUGUUUUACCUAUUCCUUGCCAAAACUUUUUUCUUCAAUGUGUUUUUUCAAUGUUAGCAGGAACAAUUUUCCAUACAAUUAGUUGUGCAGAUUAUUUCUAAAGGAGGGGCAAGUUUCCCUCAGAUUUUGUUCAGUUGCAUCAUGGUUAAUUAUUUGGUUUGCAAUUUGCCAUGAUUUAAAUUUUUUUAUCCAACAUUUGGAUUAGCAGGGAACAGCAUAUUACUGGCACAAUUUUCUACAACUUGGAAAUGUUCGGUAUGUAUGAUCAGUGUGCCUUCUCUUGUUGAUUGCUCUUUGUUUUCAGCAGGAUAAUCAUGCUAGUAUAGUAUUAUCCCAAAUUUUCCUUCCACCUGAUCUUUUUACCAUGGUGGUUUAUAUAUUUCUUUGAAGAUGCCAAUUAGGCAUUCAAUUGUAUCUGCAGUUUCUACUUUUGGGAAUAUAAGUGAAACAGCAACAUUUGAAACAAAUUUCAGUUGGUAAAUUGUUCUUAGUUACCUGUUUCCAUUUUGCAGAAGACACUUUUGAAAGACAAUUAGAGGCAGACUCUUAAAAUUAACCUUUGAUCCAUAGUUCAAAAAUAUAUUUGAGUAUGUCCAAUGUUAAAAUAUUUUGCUUCAUAAUGUAUUAGUCAAAUUUAAGUGUUCUUCUCCCUUAAUUGUAAUAUUUAGUUCCUUCUGCUUCCCUUUAGUGUCCAACCUUCAAAGUCUCAUCCUAUCCUAGUUUUUAAAGAGAUUUCAAAACAAACAUUUGUCAUUGAAAGGUUUUUUAUAAUUAAUUCCAAAAUCUUAUUUAGAAUCCAUCCGUACCUUUAGUCAAUUUGUAACUUUCCAAAAUAAAAGCUCUAAUCACCUUUUUGUUAUUUAUUGCAAAAAAGGAAUUUUUAAAAAAAAAUCAUUAAAUUUGUACAGGUAAUCCUUGACUUACAACAGUUCGUUUAGUGGCUGUUCAAAGUUAGAACAGCACUGAAAAAAGUGACUUAUGGCGGUUUUUCACAUGGCCAUUGCAGCAUCCCAAUGGUUAUGUGAUCAAAAUUUGGAAGCUUGGAAACUGGUUCAUAUUUAUGACAAUUGUCAUGUCCCGGGGUCAUUUUAUCACCUUUUGGGAUCUUCUUACAAGCAAAGUCAAUAGGAGAGCCAGAUUCACUUAAUAGCCAUGUUAUUAACUUAAGAACAGCAGUGAUUCACUUAAGAACUGUGGCAAGAAAGGUGAUAAACAGAGUCAAAAUCCAUUUAACAAGUGUUUGGCUUAGAAACGGAAAGUUGGGGCUCAAUUGUGGUUGUAAGUUGAGGACCACCUGUGAUAAAAAAUUCUUUCACUGAGAAUCGAAGGAAACUCAUCCAAUACUGUCAAAACUUUACUGGCUGAAAAGCAAUUUCUGAAAGUGUUUAGAAAAGAAUGUAUGCCAUAAAGACCAACCAACCACGGUCUGAGCAACGAUAGCGUUGCCUUGUCUCCCACGGCUCUAAACCUUUCAGAAACUGUCUUCAAAUUCCUCACAAGGAACAAAUAUCUGGAGCACCUGUGGGCAAUAUCAAACCCUUUUCUUGUCCUGAAAGGAAUAACAAAAAGCCGGUCUAUUUGCUGGUGCUUGAUUCCACUGCAGUCGGAUUCUUCAGUUCCCCAUUUCUUCUCUGGAACUUGUAUAAGACACUUUUAAAGGUAUAUGCCAAGGGGAAAAAAAGGAUCACAAUGCAGUUUUAAGUAUUUUGAAUUCUAACUUCUGUUGUAGUCACACAGCGGACGGUAAGGGUGUGUGAGAAUUGUAGGCCAUAACAUGCGCAGAAGAACACACUGCUUUUCUACGAUGUACAUCUAUGACGUUUCAAAUAUGUAUAAAAUGUGAAUAUAAUGUGUACGUUUGUAUACUUGUCUAAGAACUGUUGCUGAUUAUAGCUCUUUGUUAAACAUAUACUCAGUUGCAAAGCCAAUUUUGCAGCUGUGUCAUGAGAAAAUAAUGAGGCAUGGUCUAAAUAUCUACCUCUGUCCACCUGGAUUCUACAAAUAUUAACUGAACACACAUUUGUAUAUUUGCAGAUAUAAGAAAGUUCAGUGAAUGUUCCACUUUCAUAUGAACUGUACAUAGGUAUUUUGUAUUGGUUUCCAUACUGUAGUCUGUGUGUUUCUCCCCCGUAAUACAGAGGUUAUCCAGGGACCAUAUUUCUCAAUGUUUGUGUGCACUUGUUUUCUUUUGAAAAAUAAUAUUUGUAAAAGCAUGUGGCAGUCAAUUCUAUUUUACUUAUAUACUUGCUACAUUGUUAGCUGCCCAAUCAUACAAUUGUAGGCAUUGUAUAAAGCAAAAUUCUUGGUUUUAUAAAGUGAAAUGAUAUAAAAGAGCAAAUUGAUAUAAAAUUGCAACGUGAUGUAUGUUGGA
Molecule: messenger RNA, 6894 nt
Organism: Pantherophis guttatus
Lineage: Eukaryota; Metazoa; Chordata; Lepidosauria; Squamata; Colubridae
Gene: EXT2
Product: exostosin glycosyltransferase 2
Cellular component (GO): membrane
Molecular function (GO): glycosyltransferase activity
Source: RefSeq, a predicted model, not a curated record